UCGCUACUGUGUCGCAGACGCCAGCGGCGUGAGUUGGCAUGCGUUUAGGAAGUUGUCAGUAAUCGCCGAAGGUUCAUUAGAUUUUUUUCGAUUCUUCGUCUGAGCUCUCCGUUACAUUCCAUGCGCAUCUGCAUUGUGAGAUAGUAACAGUCGAUGAGCGCAGAGCAAAUCGCGGCAGUAUGGCACAACAUAUCAGAAAAGCGGCGUUAUUUUUAUUCACUCAGGAAUGCAUAAAGGAGUACUUCGACAAAUUCAAUUUUCUCCACGUCGGAUGCUUCAAGACAACGUUGAGCAAAGGUUUAGGACUGGGCAUCAUUGGAGGUUCCUUGCUUGUGAAAAUACCACAAAUAGUGAAAAUUCUAAAAAACAGAAGCGGCGAGGGAAUCAAUGUCUUCAGCGUAUUAUUGGAUUUAUUUGCUAUCACCGCGAUGUCUUCCUAUAGUUUCAUUAGUAGAUUUCCAUUUAGUGCCUGGGGAGAUGGAGUAUUUUUAGGGUUUCAAACUUUGAUCAUUGCAGUCCUAGUGAUGCAUUACAAUGGAGAAACAGCAAAAGCAACUGCGUUUCUCUCUGCUUAUCUGGCAGUAAUUUUUGCAGCUAAUAGUGGGCUAACCCCUAUUCAUGUCCUCUGGGCAUGCCAAGCAAUGAAUAUACCUAUUGUUCUUAUAAGUAAGUUUAUACAAGCCUAUACAAAUUAUGUCAAUGGAAGUACCGGCCAGUUAUCAGCGGCAACGUGCUUUAUGCUCUUCUUUGGUUCUCUUGCGAGAAUUUUCACUUCCAUUCAAGAAACGGGUGAUGCCACUAUGAUAACAAUGUACAUGUGUUCCACUCUGGCGAACGGCAUAAUAGUGGCACAGCUUCUUUAUUACUGGAAUAAUAGAUAAAAAGAAGCAAAGAAAAGAAUCAAGAAGAAGAGCUAAGAAUGAAAGAGAUAGGAAUGUUUAUACUUGUGCGCAUGAUUGAUAAUUUACACAAAUCAUCUAAACUAAUAUGUAUAAAAUUUUGCAUAAAUGAUAUUUUGCAAAGUUAAUGCAACGAUGGAGAGGUGAAAUCAGUUUCCACAAAUAAAUUUCUGAAAAUGUUUGUAAAAACAAUAUCUAGUAUUAUACAUAGGUAAUUUGUAAGAAAAAGUUAAUAUUAUUUAGUAACCUGGGGUAGGAAUGAUAAUGCUAAUUAUGUUUUUAUCAAGGGAUAUGAAAAAGACAAUAUAAAACACUUAUUAAAUAUACACAAUUAGAGAAAACUGGAUUAUUGUUGAAUGUGUUAAUUUAUGCUUGUUAAAUUUCUCUGGUAUAAAACGAUGCAAAAUGUUCCUUUUGUACUUAUUUUACAAGAUGUAAAAUAAGUUUAAUUCAUAUGUCUUCUGUUAUAUACAGUUUAUAAUUGUUAAUUCUUGGUACAUAUUGUUAUCAAGGGAAUCAUUUAUAUAUUAAAUUAUUAUAUUAUUGAA
This is a messenger RNA of Pogonomyrmex barbatus (red harvester ant), 1447 nucleotides long. RefSeq names its product mannose-P-dolichol utilization defect 1 protein homolog. The record is from RefSeq and is a predicted model, not a curated record. Lineage: Eukaryota; Metazoa; Arthropoda; Insecta; Hymenoptera; Formicidae. Gene Ontology annotation, biological process: oligosaccharide biosynthetic process.